AGCACAUAGUGAGCAUAAUAAGUGCUCAGUCGACAGUAAGCAGCUCUUUUGCUUAUCGACCUCUUUCUCUUCAAGGCACUGUUACAGUUUGUAGGUUGGCCCCGCAGGCCGGAGGGGGUCGGGGUUGGAGUUAAAAACCCAUUUUCCGGAGGCGGAAGCCGGAACGCAGAGCUGGGAAAGGCUUUGGAGUUCCGGCCCGCAAGGAAUGCGGAGUACCCAGCGCGCUGCCCGCUGGGCCCCAACGCUCUGACGCACGGUCAUCGGCGCCGCGGCGGCUCGCUCGGUCCCCUCCGCAGACUUCGGUUCUGGCUCGCUGGGCCCGAUCACCACGCGCAGCGCCAUGGCCAGCGAAGGUCGCGAGGGCGAGCACCCGUCCGUGACACUCUUCCGCCAGUACCUGCGCAUCCGCACCGUCCAGCCCAAGCCCGACUACGGCGCUGCCGUGGCCUUCCUUGAGGAGAGAGCCCGCCAGCUGGGCCUGGGCUGUCAGAAAGUGGAGGUGGCACCUGGCCAUGUGGUGACCAUUCUGACGUGGCCAGGCACCAACCCCAGACUCUCCUCCAUCUUACUCAACUCCCACACUGAUGUGGUGCCUGUCUUCAAGGAGCACUGGAGUCACGACCCCUUUGAGGCCUUCAAGGAUGCUGAGGGUUACAUCUACGCCAGGGGUGCCCAGGACAUGAAGUGUGUCAGCAUCCAGUACCUGGAGGCUGUGAGGAGGCUGAAGGCUGAGGGCCACCAUUUCCCCAGAACCAUCCACAUGACCUUUGUGCCAGAUGAGGAGGUUGGAGGUCACCAAGGCAUGGAGCUGUUUGUGCAGCGGCCCGAGUUCCAGGCCCUGAGGGCUGGCUUCGCCCUGGAUGAAGGCCUGGCCAACCCCACCGAUGCCUUCACUGUCUUUUACAGUGAGCGGAGCCCCUGGUGGGUGCGGAUCUCGAGCACCGGGAAGCCAGGCCACAGCUCAUGCUUCAUCGAGGACACAGCAGCGGAGAAGCUGCACAAGGUCGUGAGCUCAAUCCUGGCUUUCCGGGAGAAGGAGAGGCAGAGGCUGCAGUCAAACCCCCAACUGAAGGCAGGGGCUGUGACCUCCGUGAACCUGACCAAGCUAGAGGGCGGCGUGGCCUAUAACGUGGUACCUGCUACUCUGAGCGCCAGCUUUGACUUCCGUGUGGCACCGGAUGUGGACCUGAAGGCUUUCGAGGAGCAGCUGCAGGGCUGGUGCCGGGCAGCUGGUGAGGGGGUCACCUUCGAGUUUGCUCAGAAGUGGACGGAGUCCCGAAUGACAUCUAUUGAUGACUCAGACCCCUGGUGGGCGGCAUUUAGCGGGGCCUGCAAGGACAUGCACCUCACGCUAGAGCCAGAGAUCUUCCCUGCUGCCACGGAUAGCCGCUACCUCCGUGUGGCGGGGGUCCCCGCGCUGGGCUUCUCACCCAUGAACCGCACACAUGUGCGGCUGCACGACCACGAUGAGCGGUUGCAUGAGGCCGUGUUCCUCCGUGGGGUUGACAUAUACACGCGGCUGCUGCCUGCCCUGGCCAGCGUGCCUGCCCUGCCCAGUGACGGCUGAGUCCCAGCAGCGUCCAUCGGACCAGUGUCAAGGACCCCUCUGCCCCCCGCCCAACAAUAAAGUCUAUGUGUGGACAGAGGCCAGUUCUGAAGUACUAA
This is a messenger RNA of Leptonychotes weddellii (Weddell seal), 1665 nucleotides long. RefSeq names its product aminoacylase 1 (gene ACY1). Gene Ontology annotation, molecular function: aminoacylase activity. Lineage: Eukaryota; Metazoa; Chordata; Mammalia; Carnivora; Phocidae. The record is from RefSeq and is a predicted model, not a curated record. Gene Ontology annotation, biological process: amino acid metabolic process. Gene Ontology annotation, cellular component: cytoplasm.